Sapajus apella (tufted capuchin) is the source of this 2033-nucleotide messenger RNA. RefSeq names its product zinc finger protein 14 (gene ZNF14). Bases 55 to 1785 code for a protein of 576 amino acids. The record is from RefSeq and is a predicted model, not a curated record. Gene Ontology annotation, molecular function: RNA polymerase II cis-regulatory region sequence-specific DNA binding; DNA-binding transcription factor activity. Lineage: Eukaryota; Metazoa; Chordata; Mammalia; Primates; Cebidae. Gene Ontology annotation, biological process: regulation of transcription by RNA polymerase II. The transcript has a single exon.
AAAAAAAAAAAAAAAGCCACUAAUAAUGUGCUGCUCAUUCUUUACAGAGGUCAUAUGGUUGAGAGACUCUGUGAAAGUAGAAAAGGUAGCACAUGUAGAGAAACCACUAGCCAGAUACCAAACGUUAACAUGAACAAGGAAACUCUUACUGGAGCAAAACGACAUGAAUGCAGCUUUUGUGGGAAAGACUUUGUGCAUCAUUCAUCCCUUAAUAAGCACAUGAGAUCUCACACUGGUCAAAAACCAAAUGAGUAUCAGGAAUACGAAAAGCAACCACGUGAAUGUAAAGUGCUUGGGAAAGCCUUCAGUUAUCACCAGUGUUUUUGGAAACAUGAAAGAACUCACACUGGAGGGAAGCCCUAUGAAUGUAAACAGUGUGGGAAAGCCUUUAUAUAUUACCAACCUUUUCAAAGACAUGAAAGGACUCAUACUGGAGAGAAACCCUAUGAAUGUAAGCAAUGUGGAAAAACCUUUGUAUAUUACCAGUCUUUUCAAAAACAUGCUCAUACUGGAAAGAAACCCUAUGAAUGUAAACAGUGUGGGAAAGCCUUUAUAUGUUACCAGUCUUUUCAAAGACACGAAAGGACUCACACUGGAGAGAAACCCUAUGAAUGUAAACAAUGUGGUAAGGCCUUCAGUUGUCCCACUUACUUUCGAACUCAUGAAAGAACUCACACUGGAGAAAAACCCUAUAAAUGUAAAGAAUGUGGUAAAGCCUUCAGUUUUCUCAGUUCUUUUCGAAGGCAUAAAAGGACUCACAGUGGAGAGAAACCGUAUGAGUGUAAAGAAUGUGGAAAAGCCUUCUUUUAUUCUGCAAGCUUUCGAGCACAUGUAAUAACACACAGUGGAGCACGACCUUAUAAGUGUAAAGAAUGUGGGAAAGCCUUCAACUCUUCUCAUUCCUGUCGAGUGCAUGAAAGAAAUCAUAUUGGAGAAAAACCAUAUGAAUGUAAACAAUGCGGCAAAUCAUUUAGUUGGUCCAUUUCUCUUCGAAUGCAUGAAAGAACUCAUACUGGAGAGAAACCUUAUGAAUGUAAACAGUGUCGUAAAGCCUUCAGUUUCUCAAGUUCCCUUCGGGAACAUGAAACAACUCAUACUGGAGAUAAACCCUAUGAAUGUAAACAAUGUGGGAAAACCUUCAGUUUUUCAAGUUCCCUUCAAAGACAUGAAAGGACUCACAAUGCAGAGAAACCCUAUGAAUGUAAACAGUGUGGGAAAGCCUUCAGGUGUUCAAGCUAUUUUCGAAUUCAUGAAAGAUCUCACACUGGAGAGAAACCCUAUGAAUGUAAACAGUGUGGAAAAGUUUUCAUUCGUUCCAGUUCCUUUCGACUGCAUGAAAGAACACACACCGGAGAGAAACCCUAUGAAUGUAAACAAUGUGGUAAAACCUUCAGUUUUUCAAGUUCCCUUCGGGAACAUGAAAAAAUUCACACUGGGAAUAAACCUUUUGAAUGUAAACAAUGUGGUAAAGCCUUCCUUCGUUCCAGUCAAGUUCGAUUGCAUGAAAGGACUCACACUGGAGAGAAACCAUAUCAGUGUAAACAGUGUGGAAAAGCAUUCAUUUCUUCCAGUAAAUUUCGAAUGCAUGAGAGAACUCACACAGGAGAGAAACCCUAUCGAUGUAAACAAUGUGGGAAAGCCUUCAGAUUUUCAAGUUCUGUUCGAAUUCAUGAAAGAUCUCACACUGGAGAGAAACCUUAUGAAUGCAAACAAUGUGGAAAAGCCUUCAUUUCUUCCAGUCACUUUCGACUGCAUGAACGGACUCAUACUGGAGAGAAAGCCUAAGAAUGUAAGCAGCGUUCUAAAGCCUUCAGUUGUUCCAGUUCCUUCUGAAUACAUGAAAGAAUUCAUACUGGACAGAAGCCGUGUGAAUACAAAUAUUGUUUUGAAGCCCUUGAUUUUUCUAGUUUCUUUUGAACACAUGAAAGAAUUCCCACUGGUGAAAAACUACAUGAAUGUAAACAUUGUGAUUAAGCCUUCAGUUGACCUAAUUCAUUUCAAAGACAAGACUCCUGCUGUAGUGAAAUCUGUUU